Molecule: messenger RNA, 8630 nt
Organism: Parasteatoda tepidariorum (common house spider)
Lineage: Eukaryota; Metazoa; Arthropoda; Arachnida; Araneae; Theridiidae
Product: focal adhesion kinase 1
Biological process (GO): signal complex assembly; protein phosphorylation
Cellular component (GO): focal adhesion; cytoskeleton
Molecular function (GO): ATP binding; protein tyrosine kinase activity
Source: RefSeq, a predicted model, not a curated record
UCCAGCUUUCUGUUAGUUCAGGAAGAAAAUUAGUUUGUGAAACAGUGCUUUUUCAGUUGAAUUUGUCAGGACCAAAAAUGUUUCUAUGGUGAAUUUAAGCACGUUACGAACUUUGAUAAAUUCUUAUGAUCCUUUUGUUUACAUUCUCAAACUUUCUUCAUCAGCUGAUUUGGAUUGGAGCAACUUUCUCAAAACAAACUGGCUGCGAGAUUAAUGGGCCCUCCUUACGACAUCAUUCCUCUCUUUGCCGUAACAAGUGAAUUGUAUUGGGAGUAUCUAACCAAUAAUUUGAGUGCGGAUUCUUUUAUUGAUAACAGUAACAGUUAUUACUAUAAUUCUACAGAGAGAGAAAGUUCGAAGGAAUGCUACAGGAUGAUAGAGGAUUCCAUUACUCUAGAAGAAAGUCAAUCAAAAGAUAGGGACUCGAAAAAUCAAAAAUUAGAUUCCUUUAGUAACAACAAUGAUAAACUAGAAAAAGCAACUCUUAAAGUCUACCUUAGUAAUGGAAAUUUCAAUAUAGUAAAAUUUGGUGAAACCACUGACGUUAAUGAUAUAAUAAAUGUUGUAACAAAUAAACUCUCUGAUACUCCUCGCCAAUACGUUUCUUUGUUUGGAAUACGGAUUUUAGAUACCAAUUCCAAUGAAGUUCACUGGUUACACACUGAAGUGGGAAUGUUUCAAAUUCUAGAAAAGUAUUCAAAUUUGGCUUCUGAUGACUGGCGGCUUGAACUACGUAUUAGAUUUGUUCCUAAAGAUUUAAGAAAUUUAUUUGAAAAAGAUAAAGUUACAUUUCUUUAUUUAUAUGACCAAAUUAAAAAUGACUAUUUGCAACUGAGUGGGAGUAUUGAUCAAGAGUUGGCUAUACAUUUAUGCUGUAUUGAAAUAAGGAGGUUCUUCAAAGAUAUGACUCAUGUAGCAUUAGAUAAAAAAUCAAAUUUCGAGUUCCUAGAAAAAGACCUUGGGCUACACAAGUUCCUACCCUCAUCUGUGAUUUCUAAUAAUAAGCCCAAAGCUCUUCGUAAACUGAUACAAACUCAAUUUAAAAGAUUUGCAUCUUUGUCAGAAGUAGACUGCAUGUUUUUAUUCCUGGAAAUGGUUCAUCAAGUUAUUAAAUAUGAUAGAGAAAGUUUCAAGUGUGCUUUAGGGACAGGUUGGAGUGUUCCUGUAGAAUUAGUGAUUGGUGCUGAAGUAGGAAUAAGUUUUCUAACAGAUCCAAAUGCGUCACCCACACACAUGGCUAGUUUCCAAAAGGUGCAAAAAAUUUCUACUUUAAUAUCAUCUGAUGUGAAUAGUGGAAAUAAGCAUGUCCUGCAUUUGAAAAUAGAUGGAGCUUCUGAGAUGCUAAGCAUAUCAUGCUCAUCUGCAUCAGUUCUUGAAAAUAUUGCUAGUUUAAUCGAUGGCCAUUGUCAACUAGUACAUGGAACCAAAGUUUCAUUUUGGAGUCAUAGAGGUCACAAGAUUUCAAAAAUGAGAGGAAGUGCUAAAAGUAGUCCAACUCCUAUUAGUCCUCGUAACAAAAAGUCCUUCAAGUUUGGAGAUGAUUAUGCUGAAAUAGUUGAAGAAGAAGGGGACUAUUCAACACCAAUAGUAAAAAACUAUGAAUUGCUAAGGACUGAUGUAUUACUUGGAGAAAUAAUUGGAGAAGGGCAGUUUGGUGAUGUGCACAAAGGUACUUUUGUAUCUAAAGAUAGUCUAACCUUAUUAGUGGCAGUGAAGACUUGUAAAAUUGAAAGUGAGGAAUCUAUGGGAGAAAAGUUCUUAGAAGAAGCAUAUAUAAUGCAACAAUUUGAUCAUCCGCAUAUUAUUAAGCUUGUUGGGAUUUGUUCUGAUUCUCCUAUUUGGAUUGUCAUGGAAUUAGCUAAGCAUGGGGAGAUGCGAGCUUACCUACAGAACAGCAAAAAUCAACUCGAUUUAGCUACUCUUAUAUUGUAUGCUUUUCAACUGAGCACUGCUUUGUCAUAUCUGGAAAGUCGAAAAUUUGUGCAUAGGGACAUUGCUGCUAGAAAUGUUUUAGUUUCUUCACAUGAUUGUGUUAAGCUAGGAGAUUUUGGCUUGUCUCGUUGGGUUGAAGAACAGCACUAUUAUAAAGCAUCUAAGGGAAAAUUACCUAUAAAGUGGAUGGCUCCUGAAUCUAUAAAUUUUCGCCGUUUUACCACUGCAAGUGAUGUAUGGAUGUUUGGUGUUUGCAUCUGGGAGAUUCUUAUGUAUGGUAUAAAACCAUUUCAAGGUGUCAAAAAUAAUGACGUCAUUGGAAAAAUUGAAAAUGGUGAACGAUUACCAUUGCCACCUAAAUGCCCACCUCAUUUAUAUAAUCUGAUGUCUCUUUGCUGGUCAUAUGAGCCAUCUAAAAGACCUAGUUUUAAAGAAAUAAAGCGAGUCUUAGGUGAUAUACUAGAAGAAGAAAGAACUCAACUGGAAGAAGUUAUGCGGAGAGAAAACCGAAGAAUUCAAGCCAUGUCAUGGGGAUCUUCUUGUUCAGACGAACCUCCUCCAAAGCCAGCUCGGUUUCCUGUUGAGAGAAUUAGUACUUCUAGUUCUCCACCUUUUAUGGGAAGCCAUUUAGGACAUUUCUCGUUUUAUAUGCCUCAAGCUUCAGACACUCUGUACAUGGAGUCCACUGAAACAUUAAAUCCAAAUUAUAAAUCAUGGAAGCCCGCAGCCCUUCCAGCUGGGCAUAAACCAGAUCACCGUAUAAAUGAAACUGGUGAAAAAUUAGAGAAAAAAUUCAUGGAAGUCAAACUUCAGGAACAGCAAAGAGAAUCUGAAGAGGACUCCCGAUGGCUUGCAGCUAAUGAAUCGCAAUUCACUCCUUUACCUCAAACAAAAAGUCAACCUUCUUCUGGCCAGCAUUGUAACUCCCAACAAUUUGUGUUCCCAACUGAAUUGGACUCAACUAGUCUUUCAAAUGAUCAAAAUGGUUUUAUGUCAGCAAGUAAAGCUUCUUCAAAUGCUCCUACUGCUGAGUUAGAUCGUACUAAUGAUUCUGUUUACGAGAAUACAACCCAUGUAGUUCGAGCUGUUAUGGGAUUAUCACAAGGUGUACAGCAGGGAAGAAUGGAAGAAUAUCUUAAAUUAGUUAAACAAGUGGGAGUUCAUUUACGUAGCUUGUUAGCCAGUGUCGAUGACAUAAUUGCAAGCUUUCCUUCUUGGUCUCAUAAAGAAAUACAAAUGGCUCACAAAGUAUUAAGUAAGGAUAUGGCAUCUUUAAUUGAAGCUAUGCAACAAGCUCAAAAAUAUUCAAUGACCACUCUAGAUAAUGAUUACCGUAAGGGCAUGCUUUCUGCUGCACAUAUUCUUGCUAUGGAUGCAAAACACUUGCUGGAUGCUGUUGAUUCAGUAAGAAUACGUCUAAAGUAUUCCAAAUCUGAUUUGUUUGGGGAUCAUCACUUCACACCAGCUCAGAAUGAUAAAAACUCUCAGUCAUCUCGUAACUCAAGACCUUUGAGUUGUCUAGCAUUUCCAAGUUCAAGUGGGUCAACUGCCUCUCAUUCUUCUGGUGAAGGAAGCAGAUUAAGGCAAUCUCGUAUUGUUUCUCUUCAAUCCACAGAUGAUUCUGGUUUAUCGCUCUCAUCUAGAGUAUACAAUGAUGAAAGAAAUGACAGUGGUUAUGAUGUAACAUGAAACAAAUGCAAUUUAUAGAUUUAAAUUGGACUGAUUUUUAGUUUAGUAUUAACCCAUUGUACAGUUUCAUUAACCAAAUAGCUGUUGAUAUUCAUUUUUUUAAAAACUAUUUUAAGUUCUUGUUCUCUAUAUAAAUUCAUUUAGUCAUUUCAUUUUUUUUGUUGUUGCGAUUAAACUUUUUCUCUUUAACCUAAUUAACACAUUUUUUUUUCUUCGUGCAGAAUGAAUGACAUUAUCUUAAACUUAAAAGUUUUGUUGAUGCAUUAUUAUGAUUCACUAUUUUAUUCCUUAAGUUUUUUUUAAUCUAAUAAAUACAUAUUGUUGUUCAUGCAUUAGAUUUAUUUAAUUUCUGAUUUAAAACUUGAAUUUUUCACUAACUGAGUAGGAUAUUACAAAUGUAAUGAUUCCUGAUCUUAAUUCAGACUGUAUAGAUGGAUUUUAUAGUUUGAUAAUUAAAGUUUAGUUUUAGAUCACUAUUAAUAUUAUUCAUUGAUGACUCAAGUGAUAUUUUUAUUGAACUUUUGACAGGCUCAAUUCAACAUUUAAAAGCGUUCUUGUUUUUUAAAAAAAAUUCCAGGUUAUAAUGAAAUUAAACUUUCAUUGAAUAUUAACUACCUAAUUUUAAUGUAUACCUUUCCAUUACAUUUUUAACUUGGUCAUAUGUACAAAAUACAUCAUAUGCAUUGGAAUUAUAUAACUUAGAAAACUUAUUUUGUCAUAUGUACAUAACAUAACAGUUAAAUGAGAAAUGUUUAAUGUUUUUUUUUUACCUAGACUUUGUUUUAACAAAUUGAAAGUAUCUUUCUAAAUAGAUUUUUUUUUGUCAAAAUAAAUCAUUAUUUCUGUUACACUUUUUAGUUUUAUUCCUUGAAGAUUAAUUUUUUGAAAAGUUUACAUAAAUUUUUAUGAACCCUUUUUUUGUAAGUUAUGGUUCUGUAUUUAGAUCUCUUGAAUUUUAUUAAAUAUAUACAUCUGUUUUUAAUGAAUGUCUUCCCUAAAUAUCUUAUUGACUUAUAAUAAACAGAUUAAAAAAGUAAUUAUUGCUUAUAAAGAUUGUAUUCAAUAACCUUUGCUCAAACAAUGACAAUUAUAUUAAGUCAUUAAGAAUUCAGCAGAAAAAGAUGAUUGCAAAUUUUUUUUCUCAAUUAGUUUGUGAGUGUGGCUGUAUAUUUGUCAAAGUAUGUUAAUAAUAGUAAUAACUAUUAAUGCACAAUAAGUUUAAUGUAACAAUGAUUCAUUUUUUACUUUGUGAAAAUUAAUCGAAUAUGUUGCAAUUUUUUUAGAAAGUAUUAGCUUUUACUUUAGUACUUUUAAUUUAUGCUGAAUUGUUUUACAUAGCUUAAUAUCCUAGUGGGUUGCUUACACUACUGGCCACACAGACAUAGAAUAUAUGUAAAAUAAACAUUAAGUAAUAUGAAUAAUUUAUUUUGGAACAAUUAUCUCUAAUUAAGAAUAAAAAGAAACUGAGAAAAAAUAUUUUCCUUAAGAAUCUUUCUUAAUAAGGUACUUUCUUCCAAAUAAAUAAACUAACAGUAUUUAUAAAAAUAAUUAUAUUCUUUUAACUGAAGGUGAAAUACUUUGCUUCAAAUAUAAAAAAUACUUCUUAGACAAGGAUUCCAAAAACCUAUACAAUUCCUUAAAAUGACAAAUCACUAUGGGGAAUGAUUUUUAGGUAUGUAACUCUUCAUUGUCAAAAAUUGGAAAUUUUCUCGAUGAAAAUAAAAUUAAAAAAAAAUCAUGAUUAUCUUGUUUAUCAGGGAAAUUGUAAACAUCUUAAAGCAAAAAAACCCAUUAGGAACAUUGUAAAGAAUAGGAGAGUAUCGUCGAAUCAACUUUUGUAAAAAUCUUUGAUACUUUACAAACUUUUGAUGCAUAAUUUUGUAUUCUGAUUUUAAACAUUUUGGACGCUUAGGUACUUAUAAUUUGUGAUAUAAAUAAAUUGGUCUUUACGUAUUGUAAAGAUCAAUUUUUAUAUUUCUUAAAACUUUUGUGCAAUGUACUGAACAAAUAUCUCCUCAUAUUUACUGUUGAAUAUAUUUAGAAGAAACAAAAUUAUAGUAACUAUUAAAAAAUUCCCCUACUCUUACUGGGUAAGUUCUUUGGUAUGUCUAUUAAAAUUAACUUAAAUUUUCCAUUCAUGGUGCAGCAGUUUUUUAGUGCCUGAUUGUAAUAUAUUUUUGUUAUUAAUAACUCAAUAGAAAUAUAAAAAUGUACGUAUUAUAUUUAAAAUAUAAUCUGUGGUGUUUAUAUUAUUAAGGUUUAGUUUGCAUAGAAAGUCUAACCAAAAAUAAGCCUAACAUAAAAUUUUAUAAUUAAUUUGCUUAAAUAUUAGUUUGCACUAAUCAAUUAUAAUAUAGCCAAGACUGGUUCUAGCACUUUCGAUUUCUAUUUAACUAAAAAUUUUUGAGCAUAAUUCGGCUUAUUUACUUUAUUUUCAUGUAGGAAGAAAUAUCCGACUUAGUCCCUGUUUAACAAUUUCAUUACAGAAAAGGUAAUUGAUGUACUAUUAAAGUUGUUUUUAAAUACAAAAUGAGAGCAUCUUUUGUUGAAUCAUUUUUUCAUGCCUAGAAGGCUCUAUUUUGUUGAAAACUAUAUAUAAAUAUUUUUUAAUGUAGCAUUUGUAUGCUAUUCAUCUUGAAUCAAAACUUUAAAUAAAGUAAUUAACAAUAGUUUUAAGUGCAGUUUUUCAUUUUUUGGAAAUAAAAAGCACAAACUUAUAAUUUUUAAAAUGUUUUGUUUUCUAAAAACAAAGGCCAAAACUUAAAAGCUCAACUCAAAUGAUUUAAGAUAAUCUUUCUCAAAACAUAAAAUUUCAUAUUAAUGUGUUUUUGUGAUACGUAACUCCAUAAAAAUUUGAAUUAUUUAAAUGCAUAGUUUAAUGUGCUAUACAUAUUACAUUUUUGUUAUGAAUAUGGCCAAUAUUGGUAAGUUCAAAGACUGAUUCUUUUUUCAAAUGAAUGUCAGGUGAAGGCAAAGCCAAAAGUUGCUACAUGACCUUUGGUACCUGUGAAAAAAUCCUUUAAAAUUUUCUUAAAUAGUCAUUAAAUUAUGUAUAAUUCUAAAUUUCAUCAAGAGAAGAAUUUUAAUAUUUAUUUAAGUCCUUGUGAGCCAUUUUUAACAAGGCAUUGGUUUAAAGUAGCCAUUGGGCCAUUAAUAUAUAUAUUCUUCUUUAGCAAUGGAACUGAAUUUUUCUAAGUUUAUUUCUUUUGUUUGAAAGUAGGUUGAUACGAAUAAGUUCAAAUUCAAGCCUUUGUCUCAUCUCUAUUGGAUCUUAUCUCUAUCUUAGGAUUUUAUUAUCUCUAUCUUAGUGGAAAUGUUUGACAGCCUUGAUGUAUAAAAUGCUUUGUCUUUUGUACAAUAAGCACAUAGAUUAAGGAAUAUUAAAGAUAAUUAUUUUUACAUUGAUUGGAAAUUUUGAAAUUGUUUUACUUUUUUAAUUAUGUAAAUAUUAAAAAACGCGUGUUAAACUUAGAAAACUUGAAUUAUUGACAGAUAUAUUUAAAAUUGAGGAGCCAUAACUCAAAAACUUCAACUGGCAAAUUUGAAUUUUACAUUAUUGUAAAUAUUAUAAGACUUUCAAAAUCAUUUUAAUACCUGAUCAUAAGAUGUUAUAGAAUGAUUGGGGAUGUAAUUUGAGCUAGAAUUUUAUAAAUAUAUUCUUUUCAAAGAAAUAUUAAUGUGUAAAGUUGCUUUCUUUCUAAAGAGCUUCAAUAAUUACAUGAUCUUUUAAAUGCCAAAGAUUAAAAGUGUGUUCAUGUUAAUGAAGUAUUAUGAAGAUAAAGUGUUUUUAAUAUUUUAAAGGAAAAAAAAUAUUUUACUAUUUUUAUCUAAAAACUGAAAAUAAUUUGUAAUGGAAUUUUAUUAAAUUACAUAGUUUUUUAUUAUAGAUUAAGAAUAUGAAUGUUAUUUAUUCUGUAUAUUAUUAGAAAUUAAAAUGUAUAUAAAAUAUUUUAUUCUCAUGGUACUUUUAUGCCAAACAAAUUUGAAAGCAGUUAUUUUGUAAUGUGGUAAUAGACUUUAUAAGAGCUCAAUAGAUAGUUUUUUUUUUGAAAACUUUAGUGGUGUAUUGAAAAGAAAAUUUUUUUUUGGACCUUUUUGCAAACCUUGUAAUAGCAAUUAUUUUUUUACUUUUCCUAAACAUUACAUGAAAGAUAUGAUGGUUUGUUGUUAAAUGCCUCAUUUUAUAGAUAUAAAGAGUAAAAUUUGUACCUUUUUUUUAAAGAUUAUCUAAAAUAGUUUAGCUUUUUCUUAAAUAUUUUAGCCUUUAAAAAUUACAAUUUAUACUUUAUAUUUAUAGUAGUAUUUUAUUCAUGCUACAUUGAGAUGAAGUUAGAUUGAAAACAUAACAUAUUUUUUUCUAGCUUCAAAUCAGCCUUCAAUAUUCUUUUCUUAAUUAUUGUUAUAAAAUAAUGAUUGUUUUAGUUUACUUUAAUUAAAGUGAUUCUCUAGAAAUUCACAUCUGUGAAUCAGUAUAAUUUUUCCUUGCUAAGUAUUCAUAUUAAAUGUGAAUUGUUUUUGUUCAAAUAAUUUAAUAAAACAUGUUUAGUUUUCUUUUAAAAGCUUAAUAAUUAAAUUUUCUCAAAGUAGUUUUUGAACUUGUUUUUGCCAUACUUAGUGUUUUAUUGUAUUUUGUAAAUUAAAACGCAAGUUGUGUAAUUUUUAAACUCAAUGUAUUUUUACAUCAUAAAUUUCAGUUUUCAGUUACAAUGGGAGAUAUCUUUGCUGUGAUAAUUGUUGUGUGGGUAAAUUUUCCUUCUUAAUGCCUGCUGAGUAUUUGUUGUAUCCAUUCAAAAUGUUAUCAAAUUCUAGUCUGAUCGUGUUUCCUUUGGCAAAUGCUAGUAGUAUAUAUAUAUUUGACAAGAAUGCAAUGGUUUGUACAAUGUUUCUUAGUGUUUUUUUUUAAUUAAAAUUUUUGUAACAAUUUAUUACAAAAAAGCCUUUUACCAUUUGAAAUGGACAUUAAUGUAUUUGCAAUAGCUCUAAAAUUUAAUAAAUAUUUAUUAUUUAAA